This is a messenger RNA of Gadus chalcogrammus (walleye pollock), 10301 nucleotides long. RefSeq names its product piezo-type mechanosensitive ion channel component 2. Bases 643 to 10227 code for a protein of 3194 amino acids. The record is from RefSeq and is a predicted model, not a curated record. Lineage: Eukaryota; Metazoa; Chordata; Actinopteri; Gadiformes; Gadidae. The transcript is spliced from 53 exons.
GGAGAGCGCGCUCUCCGCCAGAAGUCAUAAAGUCAGACUUCACCAACGGGGCACGGGCCAGGAGAGAGAGAGAGCGAGGCUGGAGCGAGGAGGGGGUGGACUUAUCUAUUGGCCCACAACGUUUAAUGAAACACGGCGAUACAUGCGGUAUGUUUGCUCUCAUGGCUUCCUUACUCCCGUUUUUUCCCCACCUGAAAAGAUAAGCCAAUGGGCUCGAGAAGUUGUUGGUCCCAUCCCGGGCAUAUUUCCCGUCAUACGAGACCCGUCGCAAGCGCACCUGUGACAUCAGCUCUGUGUUGAUCUGCCCGACACGCCGUGAAGACCCGCUACUUUUCACUAUCCUAAUCCGAAGACAUGACGGUGUCCCCGGUCUGCAAACCGGCUAAAUACCCGGCGAGACUAACAUUAAUGACCGAAGCGGUGUCAGGGUGUUUGUGAUUGAGCCACAGAAGCUGUCUCGAGACGACCGGCGGGACGCCAGGGCCGUAUGGAACUUUCUUUUGGAGGACAAGGAACGCACCUGUUCGAUGCCCGCCGGGACUGGACCAGGUACCGCUGGACCCUGACAUGUCUAACGACGAGCCGUCGUAAAGCAAGCCAUCACUGCUAUUACCUGGGUUUCAGGACAGGGUUCCAAAAGCGAUGGCGUCUGAGGUGGCGUGUGGAUUGAUCUUCAGAUUACUUCUUCCAAUAUGUCUGGCUACCGCCUGUCUGUUCAGGUUCAAUGGCCUGUCCUUUGUCUACCUCAUCUACCUCCUGCUUAUCCCUCUCUUUGCAGAGCCCACGAGCACCACCAUGCAAGGCCACACAGGGAGGCUGCUCAUGUCGCUGUGUUUCACCAGCAUGUCCUUCGUGCUGUUCCACAUCAUCUACCAGAUCACAGUCAACAGCCUGCUGGCCACCCACUCCAUCAACGCCGACUUCAACUGUUCCAUGUGGGAGAAGUCCAUAAGGCAGAUUGGCUUUGAGAGCGUGAUCGGGGCGGACCCCAUGAACGGGAUCCGCGUGUUCCUCCCGGACAUCGGCAUGUUCCUGACGGGCCUGGCGGUCUGGCUGAUCUGCCGCAGCCUGGUGCACAAGAGGCCCCCCGAGGACAUGGCCCAGGACAACGCUCACUUCCAGGCAGAGGACCUGGAGGAAGAGGAGAAGCUGAGCCUGGAGGGCAACAUCCUGUUGGAGGAAGACCACGAGGCGGGCUACGAGGCCGAGGGAGACGAUGACGAAGAGCUGUCCGAUGAGGAGGAGGACGACGACGACGAGGAGCAGGAGGGGGACGAGCACGAGGAGGAGGAGGAGGCGAAGGAGAGCGCCAAGAUGAAGGUCCUGCGAUUCGUGGCGGGCGUGGCGUCCAAAGUGAAGGAGAUCAUCGGGGACCUGAUCACCACCGCUGGGAAGGUGGUGGUCACCAUCCUGCUGGGCCUUACGGGCGCCAUGCUGCCCUCGCUGACCUCGGCGGUGUACUUCUUCGUCUUCCUCUUCCUGUGCACCUGGUGGUCAUUCUGCCGCACCAUCGACACGCUGCUCUUCAGCUGCAUGUGCGUGCUGAUGGCCAUCUUCAGCGCCGGCCACCUGGUGAUCCUCUACCUCUACCAGUUCCAGUUCUUCCAGGAGGCCAUCACCACUGACGACUACUACAUCAGAUUGUUUGGCAUCUCCCCCCUCAUCCGAGUCGACUGCACGCGCACGUGGAAGCUCAACAAGAACCCGGAGCUCUACUGGCACCACUUUGUCAACCCGGGGAUGCUGCUGCUGCUGUACUACACCCUGGCCACGCUCAUCCGCCUCUGGCUGCAAGAGCCCACCGGGCAGAUGGAGGACAAGGAGGAGGCGGAGGGAGAGGAGAAGGAGGGGCUGAUGGGCAACGGGACCAGCAGCUCGGCCGACAGGAGGAGGCACAUCUGGCGGCUCACCAGCCGCGCCACGGAUGAGAGGGAGGGUCCCAACGAGAACUCUUUCGAAUUCACCACCACUGACAAUGGACCGGUCGGUGUGGAUCUCUAUUCCACCCCGCACUACAAAAUGGACCAGUCCACCUUCAAUCCCGACCCAGAGAUUAAGCACGAAUGUGUGUACGAAGUGAGGCUGCCCUCCGAAAUGGGUAUGGAGGGGGGGAAGAAGGAUGGGGAGGGGGGGAAGAAGGAUGGGGAGGAGACGGAGACGGAGACGGAGGGCGAGGACCGGGAGAAGGCCAGUGCUGUGGUCACCGUCUUCCGCUUCAUCAUGAAGCAGAGCUACAUCUGCGCUCUCAUCGCCAUGAUGGCCUGGAGCAUCACCUACGUCAGCUGGCUGACCUUCGUCUUCCUGCUGUGGUCGUGCAUUCUGUGGAUGGUGCGCGACCGCCGGCGCUACGCCAUGAUCACCUCGCCCUUCAUGGUGAUGUACGGCAACCUGCUGCUGGUGCUGCAGUACAUCUGGAGCUUCGAGGUCCUGAACAAGGUGUCGGGCUUCUUCCUCAAAGGAAACGUGCCCUUCAGCGAGCUGUGGACCAAGAUGCUGUGUCUGCUGAGCUUCUGGCUGCUGCUGAGGCAGACUCUGAUGGAGCGGGAGGAGAAGCUGAGCCACACGGAGGCGGCUCUGUCCGACGUGGUGGUGGACCAGGACAAGGCCAAAGCAGAGGAGGAGGAGAGGAGGUCGUCGGAGAAGGAGGAGGAGGAGGGGGAAGGAGGGGAGCCGGACGUGGUGCAGGUGCUGGGCAGCCUGAUCAUGGCCCUGCUGGUCAAGUACUGGCUCUACAUCUGCAGCGGCAUGUUCUUCUUCGUCAGCUUCGAGGGCCGCAUUGUCAUGUACAAGAUCAUCUACAUGAUGAUGUUCCUGUCCUGCGUGGCCCUCUACCAGGUGCACUACGAGUGGUGGAGGAGGGCUCUCAAGUACUUCUGGAUGUCGGUGGUGAUGUACACCAUGCUGGUGCUCAUCCUGGUCUACACCUUCCAGUUCGACACCUCCCCGCCCUUCUGGAGGGGCUUGACCGGCAUGGAUGACAAGCAACUGGAGGAUCUGGGCCUGGAGACUUUCUCUGUGCCCGAGCUGUUCAGCCGCAUCUUCAUCCCGGCCUCCUUCCUGCUGGUCUGCAUCCUCCACCUUCACUACUUCCACGACCGCUUCCUCGCGCUCACAGACCUCCAGGCUCUGGUGGCCAAGGAGGAAAGCACGAUCUACAGGCUGGUCCACCCUGACGGCAGCCUGGCAGACCUCACCCUGCUCAGCUCCAGCUCGGUGGACGAGCCGUCCCUACGCAGCACCGAGGACAGGAAGGGUGGGGGAGCGGGUGGGGGGGCGGGUGGGGUGCCCGAGGAGAUGCUGGUGGUGGUGACGUCCACGGAGGAGGAGGACGCCUCGUCGGCGGGGGGGACCGGCAGCUACUCCCUGGGGAAGAGGCAGCGGCGGUCGGGCAGCGAGGGGAGCCGGUGCUGCAGCAGCGGGGGCGCCCCCACCACCGAGAACAGCACCGAGCAGAGCUCCGACCUGAAGAACAAAUGGCAUCUGGUGGUGGACCGGCUCACGGUGCUGUUUCUCAAGUUCCUGGAGUACUUCCACAAGCUGCAGCUCUUCAUCUGGUGGCUGCUGGAGAUCCACAUCAUCAAGAUCGUGUCCUGCUACAUCAUCCUGGUCUCCAUCAAAGAGGUGUCCCUCUUCAACUCGGUGUUCCUGGCGUCCUGGGCCUUCGCCCUGCCCUUCACCCAGGUCCGGCCCAUCGCCUCCAGCAUCUGCACCGUGUGGACGUGCGUCAUCGUCAUCUGUAAGAUGUUGUACCAGCUGAAGUCCAUAGAUCCGGAAUUCUACUCCAGCAACUGCACCCUGCCAGCAGGCUACGAACUCAAAAUAAUGGAAGAACUGACGAGUGAGUCUGUGCUUUAUAAAGAGCCGGUGGAUCCAGCCAACUGGGUGGGCCUCAUGAAGUCUGAACCCCUGUUGGAAUACCUGCGGAACAACCUGUUGAUGCUGGCCAUCCUGGCGUUCGAGGUGACCAUCUACCGCCACCAGCAGUACUUCCGGCUCCGCAACAAACUGACCCCGCCCGCCGCCCGGAUCAUCUUCCACGGCAUCACGCGCCAGCACCUGGACCAAGGCAUCGUCAACUUCGUCAAGUACUUCGUCAACUACUUCUUCUACAAGUUCGGGCUGGAGACGUGCCUGCUGCUGGUGGUCAACGUGAUUGGCCAGCGCAUGGACUUCUACGCCAUGCUGCACGCCUUCGCACUCAGCGUGGUCAUGUACCGCCGCCGGAGGAAGGCCAUCGCUGAGAUCUGGCCCAAGUACUGCUGCUUCCUGGCCUGCAUGAUCACCUUCCAGUACUUCAUGUGUGUGGGGAUCCCCCCCGCCGCCUGCAAAGACUACCCUUGGAGAUUCCCCAACUCUGGCACCGAGUCCAACGUGGUCAAGUGGCUCUAUGUUCCUGACUUCCACACAAAGCCCAACCCAAUGUUCCUGUUCUAUGACUUCAUGCUGCUGCUGUGCGCCUCCCUCCAGAGGCAGGUAUUUGACGACGAGAACAAGGCGGCCGUGCGUCUCAUGGCCGGGGACAACGUGGAGAUCUGCCGGGACCUGGACGCCGCCACCUUCAGCGUGCACAACCCCGUCCCCGACUUCAUCCACUGCAGGUCAUACCUGGACAUGCUGAAGGUGACCAUGUUCAGCUACUUGUUCUGGUUCGUCCUCACCAUCCUCUUCUUCACGGGUACCACUCGCAUCAGCGUCUUCUGCAUGGGCUACCUGGUGGCCUGCUUCUACUUCCUGCUCUUUGGGGGGGAGCUGCUGCUCAAGCCAAUCAAAAAGAUCCUCCGCUUAUGGGACUUCCUCAUCGCCUACAACGUCUUCGUCAUCACCAUGAAGAACAUCCUGUCGAUCCUUGCCUGUGGUUACAUCCACACUCUGCUGGUGAAGCACUGCUGGUUGAUCCAGCUGCUGAGCCUUGCUUGCACCAUCAAGGAGUACAAAUCAAACGAUAUCAAUCAGGAUCACAUCGAUAUAGCGGACCAAUGCGAGCUCCCCAAGGACGAGGCGGGCAUCAUCUGGGACAGCAUCUGCUUCGCCUUCCUGCUGCUGCAGCGCCGCGUCUUCAUGAGCUACUACUUCCUGCACGUGGUGGCCGACAUACGCGCCUCACAGAUCCUUGCCUCCAGGGGCGCGGAGCUGUUCCAGGCCACCAUCGUGAAGGCAGUGAGGGCCAGGCUGGAUGAGGAGCACAGAUCCAUGGAGCAGCUGAAGAGACAGAUGGACCGCAUCAAGAUGAGACAGCAGAAGUUCAAGCGGGGCAAGGAGAAGAUGCUGAGCAUGACCCAGGAGUCUGGCGAGGGCCAGAGCCUGGUGCCGCCCGAGGAAGAGGAUGACGGAGCAGAGCGAACGAAAGCCAAGACCAAAAAAAAGCAGUGGUGGAGGCCGUGGGUAGACCAUGCUUCUAUGGUGAGAAGUGGAGAUUAUUACUUGUUUGAAACUGACAGUGAGGAAGAGGAGGAAGAGGAGGACAAAACCGAGGAGGACCUUCCUAAAAAGUCAGCGUUUCAGCGUGCUAUCGGAAGCUUUGCCUCUGCUUUGCUGGCAUUGCCAAAGUCUAUUAUCAAACUGCCCAAAACUGUACUGCAGUAUGUAAUGAAGGCAGGCAAGUUCCUCUACCACGCCUGGAUCACAGACCCCAAGACGGCUCUCAGGGAGAAGGCCAAAGAGAGGCGCAAGUUCUGGAAGAAGUACACCAAGGGAGUGCGAAGCAGAAAAAGCAAGAAAGAGAGUCAUGUGACUAUAGAGGUAGGAGACCUGCCGGAGGGUGUAGGGGAAGACGAGGACAGCAAAAAGUCUGAAGGCCCAGACAACGUCAUCAAGCGCAUGUACAACAUCAUCAAGUUCUUGCUGGUGCUGUGCCAGACCACGGUGGACAGUUUCACCAAGUGGAUGAAUGAGAUGUGCCAGGAGCACAUCGACAUCUCCAGCGUGCUGCGCAUCGAGCGCUGCAUGCUCACACGCGAGGUCAAGAAGGGCAACGUGCCAUCCAGGGACCACAUCCACGUGUACUACCAGAAGGCCAUGAGGCUCAACAUGUCCCGGCAGUCCAGCAUGGACCUGCUCAGCGAGGACGACUCGGGCUCCCAGAGGGUCCCCAGACGGAGGCAGGGGCGCUUCCCCAUGGGGAGCGGGGACUCCAUGGCCUCCCGGGACAGCAUCUCCAGCGGGUACACGGAGGCCACCAUGCUGUCACGCCAGUCCACCCUGGACGACCUGGACGGCAUGCCCGAGUGCAUCCCCAAAACCAGCGAGCGGGCGCGGCCCAAGCUGCGCAAGAUCUACGGCAUGGACGCCUCCAACUCCUCGGCCGACAGCGGGAGCAGCCUCGUGUCCAGCGAGGCCACCCAGUGUAUCACACUGUACUCCCGGCAGGGGACCACGGACACCAUAGAGGAGGUGGAGGACGAACACGACCUGGGAGAAGACGGGCGCCAGGCGGAGCCAAGGGGCUGCCAGGAGCCGGAGGGCUCUCUGGAUCCGGGGGGCUCCCAGGAGCAAGAGGGGUCUGUGGAGCCAGGGGGGUCACAAGGGCCAGAGGGCUGCCAGGAUUAUGAGGGGUCCCUCGAGCCGGAAGGGUCCCCACAGCCAGAGGGGUCCCCACAGCCAGAGGGGUCCAUGGAGCUAGAGGGGUCCCAACAGCCAGAGGGGUCCUUGGAGUUAGAGGGGUCCCCACAGCCAGAGGGGUCCUUUGAGCUAGAGGGGUCCCCACAGCUAGAGGGGUCCCCACAGCUAGAGGGGUCCCAACAGCCAGAGGGGUCCCAACAGCCAGAGGGGUCCCAACAGCCAGAGGGGUCCUUGGAGCUAGAGGGGUCCCCACAGCUAGACGGGUCCCCACAGCUAGAGGGGUCCCCACAGCUAGAGGGGUCCCAACAGCCAGAGGGGUCCUUGGAGCUAGAGGGGUCCCCACAGCCAGAGGGGUCCUUGGAGCUAGAGGGGUCCCCACAGCCAGAGGGGUCCUUGGAGCUAGAGGGGUCCCCACAGCCAGAGGGGUCCCAGGAGCAGGCGGAGUGCGGGGAUUCUGAGGGGUCCCAGGACCCUGAAGGGUCGGAGGGGCCGGACUGGACUCAGGUACUGGACGGGUCCCAGGAGACGGAAGCCGGGCCCUGGGGAGUGGACAACCCUGCUUGGCAGAAGGAUGACGAGGAGGAAGGCCAGGAGGACCAGUGCAGACAAGGGGUCUCCUGGGAUUCCUUUGGCCCAGGAGAAGGCCCCUCCAUGACGGGGACGGAGACGGAGGAGGGGGCGGGGGCGGGGCCGGCCGGGAUCCAGGAUCCGGACUACACCACAGAUAGCGAGGGCGGGGAGGCCGGUUCGCGCGAGUCCUCCCGGCGCCGGGGCCGGUCUGCGCUGCUCUACACCCCCGACACGGACGCCUCCAAGACGUCCGACGCAGAGGUGCCGCCGAGUUACAGCAAGGUGGUGAGCUUCGACCGCCUGGAGGUCAGCGACGACGACAGCGACAUGGACCGCAGGAGGAUGGCGAUGACCUCAGACAGCCGGUCGGAGGGCAGCACCCGCUCCGACCUGGCGCAGCCCUCCAUGAUGACCGAGCUGACCGCCAGCGAGCUGCUGCUCAGCAAGAUGUUCUACGACGAGGAGCUGGACCAGUCAGAGAAGUUCUACGACAGCCAGCCGCUGGGGCUGCAGCUGGGCUACGCGCUGUACAACAUGCUGGUGGCCCACUCGGAGAUGGUGUGCUACCUGGUGAUCAUCCUCAACCACAUCAUGUCGGCCAACCUCGCCACGCUGGUCAUCCCCAUCAACAUCUUCCUGUGGGCCAUGCUGUCUGUGCCGCGUCCCAGCAAGCGCUUCUGGAUGACCGCCAUCGUGUACACGGAGGUCACAAUCUGCAUCAAGUACUUCUUCCAGUUCGGCUUCUUCCCCUUCAACCAGAUGAAGGCGGAGAAGUCCAAGCCGUACCACCCGCCCAACAUCAUCGGUGUGGAGAAGAAGGACGGCUACGCCCACUAUGACCUCAUUCAGCUCCUAGCCCUCUUCUUCCAUCGCUCCAUCCUGAAGUGCCACGGCCUGUGGGACGAGGACGACAAAAGGCAGCAGAAGCGGGAGCAGGCCGCCCAGGAGACGUCGGAGGACGAGGGGAACGGCGUGGGGCGGGCCAGCGAGAAGAAGGAGAAGGUGAGGGACGCGGCGGCGGCCCCGUCGGUGAGGUCGGAGAGCCGGGGCUCCAUGAGGUCGCUCAACUUGGACGGCCCCGUGGACUCGGUGCAGGUGCAGAUGCACCACUCCCAGCAGAAGACCUUCCAGCGGCGCAAGAGCUCCAGCGGGGGGUCGUUCAUCUCCCACCGCUCCGGCCUGUCGUCGGCGCGGUCCAAGAGAGGAAGCACCGCGUCCCACAACAGCAGCCGGCACGACGGCAGCGAGGCAAGCGUGCAGAAGAGCCGGAAGCAGCUGAUGGCGGAGAAGCUCAGAGAACAGCUGAUCAGGGGCAAGGCCAUGGUGGUCAAACGAUGCAUGGAUUUCUACGAACCCAUCCGCCAGUUCUUCUACAACCUGAUCCACCCCGAGUACAGCGCCGUGACCGACGUCUACGUGCUCAUGUUCCUCGCCGACACAGUCGACUUCAUCAUCAUCGUGUUCGGAUUCUGGGCUUUCGGCAAACAUUCUGCGGCAGACAUCACCUCGUCCCUGUCAGAGGAUCAGGUUCCUGGGCCUUUCCUGGUCAUGGUUCUGAUCCAGUUUGGGUCCAUGGUGGUGGACCGCGCCCUCUACCUCAGAAAGACCGUCAUGGGCAAGGUCGUCUUCCAGGUCAUCCUGGUCUUCGGCAUCCACUUCUGGAUGUUCUUCAUUCUGCCCGGAGUCACAGAGAAGCGUUUCAACCAGAACAGGGUGGCCCAGAUGUGGUACUUUGUCAAGUGUAUCUACUUUGGACUGUCGGCCUAUCAGAUCCGCUGUGGGUAUCCCACCCGCGUCCUGGGCAACUUCCUCACCAAGAGCUACAACUAUCUCAACCUCUUCCUGUUUCAAGGGUUCCGCCUGGUUCCCUUUCUCACAGAGCUGCGGGCGGUGAUGGACUGGGUGUGGACGGACACGUCCCUGUCGCUGUCCAGCUGGAUCUGCGUGGAGGAUAUCUACGCUCACAUCUUUGUGCUUAAAUGUUGGAGGGAGUCUGAGAAGAAAUUCCCGCAGCCGCGUGGGCAGAAGAAGAAGGCGACGGUGAAGUACGGUCUGGGGGGCAUGAUUGUGGCCCUGCUCAUCUGCAUCGUGUGGUUCCCGCUGCUCUUCAUGUCCCUGGUCAAGUCUGUGGCCGGUGUGGUCAACAGGCCGCUGGACGUCUCGCUCACCAUCACCCUGGCCGGCUUCCAGCCCAUCUUCACCAUGAGCGCUCAGCAGAAGCAGCUACGGGAAAUUACGGAGCAUGAAUAUGCUACCUUUGUGAGGGGAUAUACUAACAAUGACGAAUGCAUGCAAUGGCUGGAGACCUACCAGUACCAGGACCUGAUUAUUGCUGAACUAGAGGGCAGCUCCAACUCUCUGUGGACCAUCAGCCCACCCAGCAGGAAAAAUCUCAUCGACAUGCUGCAACAUCCUGGAGAGGAAUUCACCAUCACUGUGUCCUGGUCCAUUCAAAGGAACCUUACACUGGGUGCUAAGGCGGAGUUUGCCACGGGCAAGCUGGUGGAACACCUCGACACCGACACCAGGGACCACCUGAUGCAGCUGCUCAACAACAACACCACCACCACCACAGCGAUCCUCAAAGAUCUCUUCCCACGGUAUCUCCGGGCGCCUACCGACUCGAUUUCCAAACCCGUGGAGCAGCUUUUAAAGGAUAAGAAGAAGGAGAACAUCAGCUUGUCGCUAGAGCGAAGCGCACAAAGCUCCGGGGAGGUGCGAGAGUGGUGGGUCGUCAACCAGACGGAGCCCGGCUCCAUCAAAAAGCCCAACAUGACGGGGCUGGAUCUGUACAUAUUCAGCGACCAGGUCAGCCCCCCCAGCCUGGGCUUCCUGGCAGGAUACGGCAUCAUGGGCCUGUACGCCUCCGUGGUGCUGGUGAUCGGCAAGUUUGUGCGCGAGUUCUUCAGCGGCAUCUCGCACACCAUCAUGUUCGAGGAGCUGCCCAACGUGGACCGCAUCCUCAAGCUGUGCACGGACAUCUUCCUGGUGCGGGAGACGGGCGAGCUGGACCUGGAGGAGGACAUGUACGCCAAGCUCAUCUUCCUCUACCGCUCGCCGGAGACCAUGAUCAAGUGGACCCGGGAGAAGACGGAGUGACCGCUGUGUGGCGCCCCGGCGCCCCCACACCUGACCCGCACACUCCACCCUCCCCCCCACACCUGACCCGCACA